CGCGAACACACCGCUGGUUCUCGCUGCAUAGACCGAGCCUCAAAGAUCUGUGUGUCUUAUCUAACAUGAGGUAUUUAAUACAGAGAUAGUUUUUUUUUUUUUUUACACAGAAGAGCCUCUGAACGCCGUGCUUCUACGCUGGAAAGCCCUCCCUUUUCACUGCCUGGCGUGUUGUUUCAGCUGGGAGUCUCGCCGUGGAGCGGUUGUCACACAGGCCGCGGUCCGAGUCUUGUUGCUGGGAGGAGACCAUUCAGACUCCCUGCUAGCAUUAUUAGCUAGCUAUGAUGCGUCGCUGCUGCUGGUGUAUUUUCCACACGGCAGGCCACUGUACAGCGAGGCAGGUCCUUGGUUAAUUGUUUUCCCCGACGGAACUGAGGGGUGACUUGGAAAUACACCACACCUUUCAAGGAUGGAUGUUGAUUUUUGUGCUGGCGGGGACAGUACCAGGAGAAAAGUGGAUUUGGCUGGGGUUGCAGAAGGCACAAUGGAUGUUGUACCAUUGGAGAUGUAUGACUCCGCCAGAGCGAAAAUAGCUGCCAACCUGCGGUGGCUCUUUGCCAAAGCCUAUGGCAUUGACCAUAUUCCAGAGGACUUAAGGGACCCAUUCUACACAGACCAGUAUGACCAGGAACACAUAAAGCCACCUGUCAUCCGCCUGCUGCUGUCCUGUGAGCUCUACUGCCGUGUCUGCACCCUCAUCCUCAAGACAGAGCAGGCAGCUUCUCUUCAGUCCCACCUGUCAGUCAUCCAGGCUCUGUCCAGGAAGGGCAUUUAUGUUGUGGAGAGUGACGAUACACCCGUCACAGAGGGAGACCUGGCCUGUGCGCCCAUCAAAAUGAGUGCUCACAUGCCCAUGAUCGAUGCCCUGAUGAUGGCCUACACAGUGGAGAUGAUCAGCAUCGAGAAAGUGGUGGCUUCCGUCAAGCGCUUCUCUACCUUCAGUGCCUCCAAGGAGCUGCCCUUUGACUUGGAGGACGCCAUGGUCUUCUGGAUCAACAAGGUGAACAUGAAGAUGAGGGAGAUUACCGAAAGGGAGCACAAAGUCAAGCACCACCCACUGGAGUCCCCCAGCCACCAGAAGGUGCGAUAUCGCCGGGAGCACGCGUCAGGCCGACAGCUGCCCUUCUUCUCCCUGCUUGAAGACCUGAUGAGGGAUGUUUGUGACGGAGCUGCUCUGCUUACUGUGGUCCACUACUACUGCCCAGACCUCAUGAAGCUUGAGGAUAUUUGCCUGAAGGAAGUACCCUCCAUCGCUGAUAGCCUGUACAACAUCCAGCUGCUCAGAGAGUUUGCCAGCGAGUAUCUGAAUAAAAGUUUCUAUCUGACAACAGAGGACGUGCUCUACUCACCGCUCGUGCUCAAGCACAACGUGAUGGUGUUCAUCGCUGAACUCUUCUGGUGGUUUGAGACUGUCAAGCCAGAAUUUGUCCAGCCCAGAGACCUCCAAGAGUUUAAAGAUCCUCGAGCCAUAGCUCAGCCCAAGAGUGCCCGUCCAUCAGUGCCCAUCUCCAACGCCACCAAGCGCAGCUUCCUGGCCAGCCCUGGCGUGGCUGAUAACCAGAGCAGCCCCGAAGUCUGUAACAGGUACUUCCUGCACCCUGAAGACUCUGACCCCCUUAAAGGGGGUCCAACAUUCAGUCCCUCCCACCCACUUCUGCCGCUGCGACAGAGACAGCAGAAGCAGCAAGGAGAGGAUGGUGCAGGUCUGAGAAACCGUUCAAACUCCCUGACUCAGAUGGACGGACAGCCCAGAGGCUCUGUUGCAGCAUGGCCUGACAAGAGGCAGAGACCAAUGUCCACACUGAGCCCCUACAUGUUGCAUUCAGCCACAGACAGUGACGCCGACAUGGCUUCUGGUGACAGUGUGAGUCUGGCUCGCUCCAUAAGUAAGGACAGCCUGGCGUCCAAUGUCAUCAAUGUUACACCCAAACACCAGACUUCUGUCCACCAGCCCUCACAGGCUGCAAUGCGCAGAGUCAACGGCCACGGCCUGCUGGGCAGUGUCAACGCUGAAGAUCAGGAAGAAACUCUGGUGGCAGUUGCAAGGACUGAUGGUCCCGCCACCCCCAAACGGGUUGAUGGGACACAAGCAGCUGCCGCUAUGGGAUCCAAACCUUCCACUGAGUCCAAACCUGCACCAGAUAGCUUUUACCUUGAACCACUGAUGCCUGCCGUGCUCAAAACGGCUAAAGAGAAGUCUGUAUGCCUAAACAAGGAGGAGGAGAGUGGUGAAGGGCCCCGCUCCUCAGGGAGGGGCUCUUUACGCCGAGGAGAUGGAUCUGCAUCAGCUGUUCGUAGGAAAGCACCCUGCAACCUAAACCAAACCUUUACACCUCCAGGUGAGGAGGCAGACAUUUCAGAGGAGCCCCCACAGGGUCAGGCAGGUCUAAGACCCAUUGUCACUAGCAGUGUGGACCCCUCAUCCAGAGAGCCAGCUGGGGGUUUCUACCUACAUUCUGAUUCCGAAGAACCCAAGUCUGGCCAGGGCCUGGAGACUGAGCUGGAAGACCUGGAUGAGGAGGAAGAGGAUUUGGAUGAAGCGAUUACCACUAAAGACCCAAGCUGGCCCAGGAAAACCUUCAAUGAGGACGAUGAAGAAGAAGAAUCCGCCAAACUCCAAGAAGAUAUGAAUGUGAAAGAGCAUGAGGACAAAGACAUGAACGGCGGCAGUGGUCGUUCCAGCCCCUGUCUCAGCGCUCACUCUCAGGCCAGCAGCAUGGCCAGCGGCAGUGUGCGCAUGACCUCCUUUGCAGAACGCAAAGCCCAGCAGCAGCGUUUUGGCAGCAACCAUGACCUACGCUCCAGUGCCUCUAGCUCCCAAAGGACCACUCCAGAUGGAUCAGAGAGCAGCGGGCCCCUGGCGUCCUCGUGGAGGUUUAAAAGAGACCAGAGCCCCUCCUCACCCUUGGGAGGAUGCACUCGUACAGGCGAUGGUAGCGGUGGUGCUAAUGUCUUAGCUUCUGAACUUGUCCAGCUACGUAUGCAGCUGGAGGAGAAGCGACGUGCCAUUGAGCACCAGAAGAAGAAGAUGGAAGUGCUGUCAGCGAGGCAGAGGCAAAAGCUGGGAAAGGCAGCUUUUCUGCACAUCGUCAAGAAAGGCGGAGGCAAGAGUGACACAUUACCAAACCCACUUAAAGCUGACAUCUCUAAAGACGAGCUCAAUGGGGAAAAAUCAAGUAAAGAUGAUAUGUGUGUUGAUGCCCUGAGGGGGGACAAAGAGGUGGAGGGAACCACCCCGCCAGGUGCCUUAGAAGCAGACAAGAAAGGAAACAAUGGAAGCUUCUAUUUAGAUGAAGAGUUGGACCUGAAUGAGUGCAGCCACUCCAUCGAGCUGCUGAAUGAAGCCAUCGGCAGCAUCCAGCAGCAGAUGAUGCAGCUGUCACUGCAGCAGGAGUUGCUGAUGAAACAGAAUGUACAGUCCCCCCCAGGUGCUGCUCCAGCUCCUCUCACCAGUGACAAAAACUGUGAGUCUAAGGCGGGGGCCAGCUUUCAUUAUGUGGAGCCCCUUUCCGGCACUGGCACUGCCCCCACCAGGAAACCCCCUAAGCUGAGCUCAGGCCGGAGCUCCAGGUCCAAACCGUCAGAGCUCAAAAUAGCCAAGGAGCAAGGCCGACAGGCCUCCAGGAGUGGGUCAGAGACAUUACCGCAUCCAAGGCAGUUAGCUGGGGGCAGGUCCCCCAGGGCCAAUCAGCCUGACAGCCCCAAAAAACCCACAGCAGGAGAGACAAUCGACAGGCCAGGCUCUGGCCACGUGCGGAGUGCCACCUUCCGGCUUCACGACGAGGCAAACAUGCGCCUGCCGGCCCGAGUGGACCUGACGGCAGUGGCUGCCCCAGAAGUGUCCUUCGACGAAUGCCUGUCCAGCACCAUGAGAGAGUCUGAGCUCAAUUCUUCAGACGGUUCAGGGAAAGAGAACAUACCAUCGGAGGAGGUGCAGCGCAGCAAAGCCCACCUGAUUGAGGUUGAUCUGUCGGAUCUGAAAGCUCCUGAGGAAGAGGAGUCUGCUGAGGACAGAACGACAGAAGGAGGUGAUGGAGAGCAGAAGUCAGUCAUGGGCUUCUUCUUCAAGGAUGAGCAGAAGGCCGAGGAUGAGCUCGCUAAGAAAAGAGCGGCGUUCUUGCUGAAGCAGCAGAAGAAAGCUGAGGAGGCUCGUCUCCGUAAACAACAACUCGAAGCCGAAUCUGAGCUGAAACGAGAUGAAGCAAGACGGAAGGCGGAGGAGGAUCGCCUGCGUAAAGAAGAGGAGAAGACGCGGCGGGAGCUGAUAAAGCAGGAGUAUCUGCGGAGGAAGCAGCAGGAGAUGUUUGAGGAGCAAGGCCUUGUGAAGCCCAAAACCCCCAAACCGAAACCUAAACACAGACCGAAGUCUGUCUUCAGAGAGGAAUCCUCCAGCGAAAAUUUCUCCAAGUGCUCUUCCACACCUGACAACCUGAGCAACGCCCAGUCAGGCUCCAGUCUGUCUCUGGCCUCUGCCGCGACCAACGAGGCUGACAGUGUCAACUCUGGAGGAGCUGGCUCUCAGCGCUGCGACUCUGUGGAGUCGUUUCCAGGCAGUCGUAACAACAGUCGAACUGCAGAAAGAGACUGGGACAAUGGCUCCACUGCUUCUUCCAUCACUUCCAUGGCUGAAUAUACUGGUCCCAAACUCUUCAAGGAGCCCAGUGCCAAGUCAAACAAGCCAAUCAUCCAUAAUGCAAUUUCUCACUGCUGCCUGGCAGGCAAAGUCAACGAGCCCCAGAAGAACCAGAUCCUCGAGGAGUUGGAGAAGUGCGAGUCGAACCACCUGAUGAUCCUGUUUCGUGACGGCGGCUGCCAGUUUAGGGCGCUCUACUCGUACUUCCCCGACACUGAGGAGAUACAUAAGCUCACUGGCACCGGACCCAAGAGCAUCAGCAAGAAGAUGAUUGACAAGCUGUACAAGUACAGCUCAGACCGAAAGCAGUUCACCGUCAUUCCCGCCAAGACUGUGUCUGUCAGCGUGGACGCCCUGACCAUCCACAACCACCUGUGGCAGGCCAAGAGAAACUGCAUUGAUGCUCACAGCCAAGCUCAACGCCAUGCUCGGCCCGGAAACCUACUCAGGAGAGGCCACAUCUAUGAACAUGUGGUCAUCUGUAGGUGGACCGAGGCAGAAGCAAGGGAAAAGAAACCAUUUGUUGGCCUCGAGAACAACCGGAAGUGUUGCACAAGCACUUUACUUUCUGUUGGUAAGGGAGUUUUUGAAUGGGCAUGAACGCUAAGAACUAAUUAAUAACACUGCUGUUGUGCGCUCCGAAAAGUGUGAAAACUAAACCAAACAUUAAGAUUUAGUACUGACGCGUAAAGCUGAAGGGCCUCCGCUCAUACGAUACUACUGCUGUCUCCAAAAACAACAGAAUACUUGAUUUGUCAUUUGCUGCAUUUUGGUGUUUUUGGGGCUUUGGGUGGGGGGAUGUGGUAGAUCUUUAAUUGUAUGUGAGUGUAUUUUUAUGUUAACUAAAAGAUUGUAUUGGCAUUUGGUCACCAUUUUUGUUACACUAGUGUACUUUUCAUCCUUGUUGAUUUUAUCUUUGAUCCCAUGCCAUCUAUUUAUUUUAAAAUGGAAGCACUGAAACGGAAUAAAUUUUCAAGUGAA
Molecule: messenger RNA, 5614 nt
Organism: Toxotes jaculatrix (banded archerfish)
Lineage: Eukaryota; Metazoa; Chordata; Actinopteri; Toxotidae
Gene: camsap1b
Product: calmodulin regulated spectrin-associated protein 1b
Exons: 20
Coding region: 410-5233 (1607 amino acids)
Biological process (GO): negative regulation of microtubule depolymerization; cytoplasmic microtubule organization; neuron projection development
Cellular component (GO): microtubule minus-end
Molecular function (GO): calmodulin binding; microtubule minus-end binding; spectrin binding
Source: RefSeq, a predicted model, not a curated record